AUGAACCAUCGAUUCCGUAUACAUAUUUCCAAACCCUCAAACUCUGGCUCCAUUCGAACACUACCAAUUUUUUGUACGAGAAAAAGUAAAUAACUGUUCUUGCGUAUUUCCGAAACCCUAGAUCCCCCUCCUAGUCAAUUCACGAUGGUGUCGGACGCGAGCAAGAAGAAGGCUGCGCAGAAGAAGGCGGCGGCGGCGGCCAAGAGAGGUGGCAAGGCAGCGGUGGCGUCCUCAUCCUCGUCAAAGACGGCUGAGAAUGGAAGUAAAGUUGAUAGUUUGGCGAACGAGGUCGAAGCGCUUCUGAUAUCCGAUCGGACAUGUACCGGAGUCUUAUGCUCGCAUCCUCUUUCCAGAGAUAUUCGGAUUGAAUCUCUGUCGCUCACUUUCCAUGGCCAUGAUCUUAUUGUUGAUUCUGAACUAGAACUCAAUUACGGCAGACGAUAUGGUUUACUUGGGCUAAAUGGAUGUGGGAAGUCUACUCUUCUUUCUUCAAUGGGGUGCCGAGAACUUCCCAUUCCAGAGCACAUGGAUAUUUUUCAUCUUACUCGGGAGAUCGAAGCUUCUGACAUGUCUUCUCUUGAGGCCGUUAUAAGUUGUGAUGAAGAAAGGUUGAAAUUGGAGAAAGAAGUUGAAGCCUUGGCUGGACAGGAGGAUGGCGGUGGAGAACAACUUGAUCGCAUUUAUGAACGUUUGGAUGCAUUAGAUGCAUCAACUGCCGAGAAGCGUGCUGCUGAGAUCUUAUAUGGUCUUGGAUUCAACAAGAAGAUGCAAGCGAAGAAAACACGAGAUUUUUCUGGUGGUUGGAGAAUGAGGAUUGCUCUAGCAAGGGCACUAUUUAUGAACCCCACCAUAUUGUUGCUCGAUGAACCCACCAAUCAUCUUGACUUAGAGGCUUGUGUCUGGUUAGAGGAAAUGUUGAAGAAGUUUGAUCGAAUUCUGGUGGUGGUUUCACAUUCCCAGGAUUUUUUAAAUGGAGUCUGUACUAAUAUCAUCCAUAUGCAAAAUAAGUCGUUGAAGAUCUACACUGGUAAUUAUGACCAAUAUGUUCAAACACGUUCUGAACUCGAAGAGAACCAGAUGAAACAGUACAAGUGGGAGCAGGAGCAGAUAGCGUCUAUGAAGGAAUAUAUUGCACGUUUUGGUCAUGGAUCUGCCAAACUAGCUCGUCAAGCACAGAGCAAAGAGAAAACACUGGCAAAGAUGGAGCGUGGUGGGCUUACAGAGAAAGUGACCAGGGACAAGGUUCUGGUUUUCCGAUUUGUUGAUGUGGGGAAGCUGCCUCCUCCUGUUCUUCAAUUUGUGGAAGUAACUUUUGGCUACACUCCUGAUAAUCUCAUCUACAAGAAUCUUGAUUUUGGUGUAGACCUUGAUUCAAGAGUGGCACUGGUAGGACCCAAUGGGGCUGGGAAGAGUACGCUACUGAAGCUGAUGACAGGUGAUUUAGUUCCUCUUGAUGGAAUGGUGCGGCGUCACAACCACCUGAGGAUUGCUCAAUUCCAUCAGCACUUGACUGAGAAACUUGACGUGGAAUUAUCUGCACUACAGUUCAUGAUAAAAGAGUACCCUGGUAAUGAGGAAGACAAGAUGCGGGCAGCUGUUGGGAGGUUUGGGCUUACCGGUAAAGCUCAAGUGAUGCCCAUGAAGAACUUGUCAGAUGGUCAGAGGAGCCGGGUGAUUUUUGCAUGGUUAGCUUGGAGGCAACCACACAUGCUGCUGUUGGAUGAGCCAACUAACCAUUUGGAUAUCGAGACAAUUGACUCCCUGGCUGAGGCUUUGAAUGAAUGGGAUGGUGGCCUGGUUCUUGUUAGUCAUGAUUUUAGGCUCAUAAACCAGGUGGCCGAGGAGAUAUGGGUGUGUGAAAAUCAGGCCGUGACUCGGUGGGAGGGUGACAUCAUGAAAUUCAAGGAGCACUUGAAGGCAAGGUCUGGUUUGUCUUAUUGAAUCGGAUAAUGUGAUGGGUCGACUUGUAUCAGAAUUAAGCUAUACAGCUAGCUAUCCUGGCUAUAGAUUCCGAUGCAGUGCAUCAAGAAUCUUCAAAAAUUACAAUAUUUUAUGCAAGUGGAUUAUGACUAGAGCCGAGGGAGGGAAAGAGUUUGUAGCUUCUUCAUCAUUCUUUUGAGCCUGAGCCUUUAAGUCGUGAGCCAAUUACAAGCUGAGUUCACAUUUACUUCCUCUAUUACGGAUUUUCUAUAUUUUACCUUAUUAUCAUUGUUCACGACCUAUUGAGAAAAGGCGGCCUCCAAUGAAUAAUUUUUUUGUGGAGCAAGUCAUACUUAUUUUACAUAUUCUAUAUGAAUUUGAUUGUUGUUGAAUAUUAUCACAGUUUAUCAACGACUUAUCUUAUUACA
Messenger RNA from Olea europaea var. sylvestris, 2348 nucleotides. Its product is annotated as ABC transporter F family member 1. NCBI's taxonomy places the organism in Eukaryota, Viridiplantae, Streptophyta, Magnoliopsida, Lamiales, Oleaceae. The record is from RefSeq and is a predicted model, not a curated record. The transcript has 6 exons. Gene Ontology annotation, molecular function: ATP hydrolysis activity; ATP binding. The coding region runs from base 145 to 1941 and encodes 598 amino acids.